AUAUCUCAAGCCAGCCACAGCUGUGAAAUAAAUAUGAAACAGGUUAAAAGUUUAACCUAACCUCUAAUAUUCAGGCUUCUGCGCCGCUCAUCCUCUCCUCUGCUACCGUCGUCUUCAUUCAAGAUCACUCAUCCACCGUCCGUUACAGGCAUAAAGGAACAGGAAAAUAAAUCUCGGUCUUGAUAAUAUUGCUAUAAAUUAUUCUACAACAUCCGUAUUAGCUCUCCUUUGACAAUGCAUGAACAUAAUUUAUGUAUUUUUGAUUUCUCGACCUUAGUAGUUGCUCUUCCACCUCUUUUCUUUGCUAUUAAUUGCAUUUAGAAGCUAGAUACAAUUUUCCAUAUAUCAUCUGGAAUCUAAAUAUUGGAAGGUCAUUGAUUCACUGAUUUUCCCGUUGAAUUUGCCUUUUGAACCCUUUGAGCCAUAUAUCUAACUAAUGGCACACGUUCUAUCACUUUGUCACUCCGUUUCUCCUUUGCAUUUGUUUCAAUCUUCCCAUUGUUGUCUUCUUUCUUCUGUAAAUGCAUCUGGCUUCUGUCUAUCAAUCCCAGUUGCUGUUCGAGCUUUUAUUCUUAAAAAUAUAAGAUGCCAAGGACACGUGCAAAGGCGAAUGCAAGUUCGACACCUGUCAAGAUCGAAGAACCGGUUCCCAAGAUAGAACCAGAAGAACAGGUGGACUUUGACGGGGAUAUCGAGGAGGAGGUUGAAUAUGAAGAAGUCGAGGAGGAAGUUGAAGAAGAAGAAGAGGAAGAAGUUGAAGAAGAAGUAGAGGAAGAAGAAGAGGAGGAAGAAGAAGAGGAAGAGGAGGAAGAAGAAGAGAAAGAUGAAGAAAUGGAAAACGUUGAAGACGAAGAAGAUGAGAAGGAAAAACAUGAAGAACUUCUUGCACUUCCUCCGUAUGGUUCAGAGGUCUAUCUCGGUGGAAUUCCGUUAAAUGCAUCUGAAGAUGACUUGAAAGAGUUUUGCGAAUCUGUAGGAGAAGUCACAGAGGUCCGGAUAAUGAAAGGCAAAGACUCGAGUGAGAAUAAAGGCUAUGCUUUUGUGACCUUCAGGACUAAGGAGUUGGCUUCUACUGCCAUCAAGGAGCUUAAUAACCGAGAGUUGAAGGGUAGGAGGAUCAAGUGUUCAACGUCCCAAGCGAAACAUAAAUUAUUUAUCGGUAAUGUUCCUAAAAAUUGGACACUGGAAGACAUGGAGAAGGUUGUCAGAAGAGUUGGACCAGGCAUUGAAUCCGUAGAGCUAUUAAAGGAUCCACAAAACUCUAGACGAAACCGUGGUUUUGCUUUUGUCGAGUAUUAUAACCAUGCCUGUGCAGAGUAUUCAAGACAAAAGAUGUCAAACCCUAAAUUUAAGCUUGACGAUAACGCUCCAACCGUUAGCUGGGCUGACCCAAAAAAUGCCGAGUCCUCAGCUUCUUCUCAGGUUAAGGCAGUGUAUGUGAAAAAUUUGCCAAAAAACGUAACGCAGGAGCAGUUAGAAAAGAUAUUCGAGCACCACGGGAAGAUUACAAAAGUUGUUCUUCCUCCUGCAAAACCAGGUCAUGAGAGGAGUAGGUUCGGUUUUGUUCAUUUUGCGGACCGAUCAAGUGUGUUGAAGGCUCUUAAGAACACGGAGAAGUAUGAGCUUAAUGGCCAAACACUGGAGUGCUCCCUUGCUAAACCGCAAGCGGACCAGAAAUCGUCCGGUGGAUCUUCAAGCGCACAGAAGGCUGCUGCUAUACUUCCGAGCCACGCUCCUCGUAUCGGUUAUGGUUUGGUUGGUGGUGCGUAUGGUGCUUUGGGUGCAGGCUAUGGUGCUCCAGGGUAUUCACAGCCUCUUGUUUAUGGAAGAGGACCUGCGACAGCGGGCAUGGCUAUGAUGCCGAUGCUUUUGCCCGAUGGAAGGAUUGGCUACGUUCUGCAACAAUCAGGUGUACCUCCGCACACCCCACCACCCCCGCCACAACAACAUAGAGGAGGUGGUGGUGGUCGCAGUGGCGGUGGUGGCGGCGGCAGUGGUGGUGGAAGCAGUUCAGGUGGUGGUCGAAGACGUGGUGGUAAUGACAGUGGAGGCCGAGGACGUAGCCGCUACAACCCUUAUUAGCUUUGUAGCAAAAGUCUAAUGUUAAUUGAUGUUGGGUUUUAACUUUUAUGAAACAAGGAGCACUUAUUUAAACAUGGAAGAGCUUGAAUGAUUUAACUUUGCUUUAACAUC
This is a messenger RNA of Helianthus annuus (common sunflower), 2193 nucleotides long. RefSeq names its product heterogeneous nuclear ribonucleoprotein Q. Bases 586 to 2082 code for a protein of 498 amino acids. The record is from RefSeq and is a predicted model, not a curated record. The transcript has 9 exons. Lineage: Eukaryota; Viridiplantae; Streptophyta; Magnoliopsida; Asterales; Asteraceae. Gene Ontology annotation, cellular component: nucleus. Gene Ontology annotation, molecular function: mRNA binding.